AUGCGGACAGUCUCGGCGCUAGCUUCGCCUCUGCGGAGAUCAACACCUACAAUGGCCCGCCAGAGCGCGCGGAGAUGCUUCUCGAGCUCCCACAACCUGCAGGCUACAUGGGGGUUCAUAGGACUGGGACGCAUGGGUUAUCCCAUGGCGAAAAACCUCAGAGCGAAGAUACCGGCUGAGGACACACUCUUCGUGCACGAUGUCAAUACCGCAGCUACAAAGCAAUUCCUCGAGGAGCAUCCACAAGGCGUACGAGUCGCUGAGAACGUACGAGAAGUCGCUGAAAAAGCGGAAACUAUCGUCACAUCCUUGCCAGAACCUAAGCAUGUCAAGGCAGUCUUCAAGGAGAUGCUGGAACCAGCUACUCUCCUUUCAGACAGCUCCAUCAACAAAGAACGUUUCUUCAUCGAUUGCUCAACCAUUGAUCCUAUGACGUCUGGUGAGGUAGCGGAAGCUGCUCACUCCACUGGUCAAGGAAAGUUCAUUGAUGCGCCGAUGUCUGGUGGUGUCGUUGGUGCACAGGCUGGUACGCUCACUUUCAUGAUCGGUGCGCCGCCUGAGGCAGUCGAAGGUGCCACUAAAGUCCUGUCAUUAAUGGGUCGGAGAGUGGUUCACCUUGGCGGACCAGGUGCCGGUCUCAAGGGCAAGCUUGCCAACAACUAUCUACUCGCACUCAACAACAUCGCGACGGCAGAAGCAAUGAGUAUGGGUGUGAAAUGGGGUCUUGACCCCAAAGCACUAGCUGGUAUGAUCAACACAGCGACCGGCAAGUGCUGGCCCAGUGAGGUCAACAACCCUGUUCCCGGUGUCAUUGAGGGCGCUCCUGCAAGCAGAGGCUACGAGGGAGGGUUCGGUAUAGGCCUGGCCAGCAAAGAUCUCAAGCUUGCGUUGAAGGCAGCCGAUGAGGCUGGUGUCAAGCUUGCGUUGGGAGAACCAGCAAGAGCGCUCUAUGAUGCAUGCGAAAAAGCUGAAAACUGCAAGGGCAAAGACUUCUCAGUAGUCUACAGAUAUCUUGGGGGCAAGGAGUAG
Messenger RNA from Alternaria infectoria, 1029 nucleotides. RefSeq lists its product as uncharacterized. Gene Ontology annotation, biological process: L-valine catabolic process. Gene Ontology annotation, cellular component: mitochondrion. Gene Ontology annotation, molecular function: 3-hydroxyisobutyrate dehydrogenase activity; NADP binding; NAD binding. The transcript has 3 exons. The coding region runs from base 1 to 1029 and encodes 342 amino acids. The record is from RefSeq and is a predicted model, not a curated record. Lineage: Eukaryota; Fungi; Ascomycota; Dothideomycetes; Pleosporales; Pleosporaceae.